UUGAAAGACAUGUAGCUCGGUCGAGGUCAAUUAACGACCAGACUACUAGUAUCUGGCGCUUGCUAGCUAGGCAGCUAGGCAGGACCAACAAUUCCGGUCACGAUCGAUCCACAUCCUCGCCGGCGAUACAGAUCCAUAUAUCGAUCAUGGCAGGAGGAGGAACAACGUUGGAAUACACGCCGACAUGGGUGGUGGCUUUUGUGUGUUCGGUUAUAGUCUUCAUAUCUUUAGCAGUCGAGAGAUUACUUCACUUCACUGGAAAGUAUCUCAAGAGAAAGAACCAGAAACCUCUAUUCGAGGCCUUGCAGAAAAUCAAAGAAGAGUUGAUGCUUUUGGGGUUUAUAUCACUCCUGCUGACGGUGUUCCAAGGACCUAUAGGAAAGAUCUGCAUAUCAGAGAAACUGGCCAGUCAUUGGCUGCCUUGUAAGAAAGAAGAGUCAAAGUCAACGUCAACGACGGCCCAUCUCCAGAUUAGCAGCUUAUUCACUAGUAACUAUUAUUCGCGGCAGCAGCUGCUUUUUCCAACCGGGACCGCCCGUCACCUUCGUGCAGAUGACGCCGAGACGACCUCUCAAUCUGCUUCCGCCGGCUCCUGUUCAGAUGGGAAGGUCCCAUUGCUAUCCACGACUGCAUUGCAUCAUCUACACAUCUUCAUCUUUGUGCUAGCCGUGGUGCAUGUGACUUUUUGUGCUCUAACCAUAAUCUUUGGAGGGGUUAAGAUACGUCAAUGGAAACAAUGGGAAGAUUCUAUAGUGAGAAAAGAGUACAAUCCAGAUGAAGUCCUGACAGAGAAGUUCACUGCCGUUCAAGAUCAUGAGUUUAUCAGGGGUCGUUUUCUGGGUAUCGGAAAGAAUCUAGCUUUCCUGGGUUGGUUGAUUGCAUUUUUCAAGCAAUUUUAUGGGUCUGUGACCAAAACAGAUUAUAUGACAAUGCGACUAGGCUUCAUCAAGACACAUUGCAAAGGAAAUCCAAAUUUUAAUUUCCACAAGUACAUGGUACGUGCCCUGGAAGCAGAUUUCAAGAAAGUCGUUGGAAUAAGUUGGUACCUUUGGGUUUUUGUGGUCGUCUUCUUGUUGCUGAAUGUCGCUGGUUGGCAUGCCUAUUUUUGGAUAGCAUUCGUUCCGUUCUUUCUUUUACUUGCUGUUGGCACCAAGUUGGAGCAUGUUAUAAUUCAAUUAGCCCAUGAUGUGGCCGAGAAGCACAUCGCAAUAGAAGGAGACUUGGUGGUUCAACCUUCAGACGAUCACUUUUGGUUCCGCCGACCUCGAUUGGUUCUCUUACUCACUCAUAUCAUAUUGUUCCAAAAUUCUUUCGAACUGGCAUUUUUCUUCUGGAUAUUGAUUCAAUAUAAAUUCCAUUCCUGCAUGAUGGGAAAAAUUGGUUACGUUAUCCCAAGACUCAUAAUCGGAGCAUUUGUCCAGUUCGUCUGCAGCUACAGCACGUUACCACUGUACGCAAUCAUCACACAGAUGGGAACAUCGUUUAAGAAGGCAAUAUUCGACGAACACGUACAAGAGGGGCUUGUUGGGUGGGCUAAAUCGGCAAAAAAGCACCAGGCGGCGUUGAGAAAGGCGGCAACGAAUGGCAGUGGUAGUAAUGGUUCUAGCAAAGCGGGUCAUAGCAGCAAAUACAAACUGCACAAAGAAGAGGCAGUUUCUGUGUCCAACACUGUGACCACACUUGAAUUGGCUCACGUGGAAGAGAUUCAGCCUCAUCAACAGCCACCAGCCUGA
Messenger RNA from Argentina anserina (silverweed cinquefoil), 1733 nucleotides. Its product is annotated as MLO-like protein 15. Gene Ontology annotation, cellular component: membrane. The record is from RefSeq and is a predicted model, not a curated record. Gene Ontology annotation, biological process: defense response. NCBI's taxonomy places the organism in Eukaryota, Viridiplantae, Streptophyta, Magnoliopsida, Rosales, Rosaceae.